AUGGGCACGCAAGAUGGAUUGAAGGAAGCCGAUAAAAUCGAUGCCCUGCCUGGGCAACCUGAACAAGGAGUGAGUUUUAACCAGUACUCAGGUUAUGUGGCAGUUGAUGCUGGACAUGGAAGAGCACUUUUUUACUAUUUUGCUGAGUCUCCUCAAAAUUCUUCAACAAAUCCUCUAGUUUUGUGGCUUAAUGGAGGACCUGGAUGUUCUUCAUUUGGUAAUGGUGCAAUGAUGGAACUUGGACCAUUUCGAGUCGAUAGUGAUGGAGAAACUCUCUCGCUAAAUGAAUAUGCAUGGAACAAUGCGGCAAAUGUUAUCUUCCUCGAAUCCCCAGCUGGUGUUGGAUUUUCAUAUUCGAGUACAACAUCAGAUUACAACUUGAGUGGAGACUCCAGAACAGCUGAAGAUUCAUACACAUUUUUGGUUAACUGGUUAGAGAGGUUUCCAGAAUACAAGACUAGAGAUUUCUAUCUAGCAGGAGAGAGUUACGCUGGACAUUACGUACCUCAGCUUGCUCAACUCAUCCUUCAAAAUAACAAGAUUACCAACCAAACUGUCAUUAAUCUCCAAGGAAUAGCCGUGAGUAUUUAUAACAUGAAAUUACUCGAAAAAAAUUGUUAA
This is a messenger RNA of Papaver somniferum (opium poppy), 621 nucleotides long. RefSeq names its product serine carboxypeptidase II-3-like. Gene Ontology annotation, biological process: proteolysis. The coding region runs from base 1 to 621 and encodes 206 amino acids. The record is from RefSeq and is a predicted model, not a curated record. Gene Ontology annotation, molecular function: serine-type carboxypeptidase activity. Gene Ontology annotation, cellular component: vacuole. NCBI's taxonomy places the organism in Eukaryota, Viridiplantae, Streptophyta, Magnoliopsida, Ranunculales, Papaveraceae. The transcript is spliced from 3 exons.